CAUGAAUGUUCCAAAACGCAUUUUGUCUCGUCGUUUUCAUGGUUGCCUUCGUCUCUGUGGAAAUAUCUAAAACCCUAGCUGCAACAAUGUCAUCAUCAUCAACUCGCUUCAUUUUGGUGUAGCUUGGGAGCUUGUCAGCUAUGGCCGAUGUAGUAGGGGAGCUCGCGAGUGUUGAAGGAGAUGAAAGGCCUGCGUCGCCGGAACAGUCGACGAAGCAGUUCUCUGUGUACGAAGCGACUUCGGAGGAGCUAAUAGAAAGAUCAAUGGCUCCUAUCAAGAAGGAGUUCUUGUGUCCACCUCCAAGCCGUGCCGCCGAAGUUAAGGCGCAUCAGUCGGGCUUGGUCCAGGAGAAAAAAUCUAAACGACAAAUUAAACGGGAACGCCGGGAGAAAUCUGCCAUCAAUCUAUGUCCGCAUAUUUCGAGAACACAAGACGUUAAUUCAUGCCAGUAUAAAGAAAAAUGCCGGUUCAACCAUGAUAUUGAAGCUUUCAAGGCUCAGAAACCAGAAGAUAUAGAGGGGGAAUGCCCAUUUGUGGCCUCUGAAAUGAAAUGCGCAUAUGGUUUGUCAUGCAGAUUCUUAGGCACCCACAGAGAUAUUGCUGCUAAUUCAGAUGCGGAGAAAAACUCAGAGAUUAACUUUUUUAACAAAGAUACUCAGAGGCUUCUUUGGAAAAAUAAGAUGACUUUUACCAAAGCAGAUGCAAAACUCAAGUCCCUCGGCCUCUUGGGACAUGCCAAAAAAAGCAAUGCAGCUGAAGAAAAUAACGCAGAGAAAAGUCAAAACGGUGCCAACGCCACUCAAACAACUGAACUUGCGGUUGACUCAGCUGUCAGUUCUGAGCCUGCAUCAGAAAUGAUAGAAGAUGUUGACAUUCCUGGACCAUUAGAAACUGAGGAAGUUCGUCCCAUGAAAAAGGCAAAAUCUGAGGACAAGGAGGAUUCUAAACCUGGUCAUGUUAAUGAUGGCCUGAGUGUAGAAGUGGAAACAGAAAAGAACGGGUAUUCUGAGGAUAGCAUCCAAAUUGUUGAAACUGAUGCUUGUCUAAAGUCACAUCCCCGCGAAAAGAAGAAGCUUAUUGAUUUUAGGGAUAAGUUGUACCUUGCACCCCUAACAACUGUGGGGAAUCUUCCCUUCAGGAGACUUUGCAAAGUGUUGGGAGCAGAUGUGACUUGUGGUGAGAUGGCAAUGUGCACAAAUCUUUUGCAGGGGCAAGCUUCGGAAUGGGCUCUGCUUAGACGGCAUUCAUCGGAAGAUCUGUUUGGUGUACAGAUUUGCGGCUCAUUUCCCGACACGGUGUCUCGUGCGGUUGAGCUUAUAGAUCGAGAAUGCACGGUUGAUUUCAUAGACAUCAACAUGGGCUGCCCGAUAGAUAUGGUUGUCAACAAAAGUGCUGGUUCAGCUCUUCUCAACAAACCUUUACGAAUGAAGAACAUCGUGGAAGUUUCUUCUUCCAUCGUUGAAACACCUAUCACGAUCAAGGUACGCACGGCGUUUUUCGAGGGCAAGAACCGGAUAGAUUCGUUGAUAUCAGAUAUUGGGAAUUGGGGAGCAAGUGCAGUGACGAUACAUGGGCGGUCAAGACAGCAACGUUAUAGCAAGUCUGCGGAUUGGGACUAUAUAUACCGGUGUACCAGAAACGCUUCGAGUGACCUGCAAGUUAUAGGAAACGGAGAUGUGUACUCUUAUGUGGACUGGAACAAACACAAGUCUGACUGUCCUGAGUUGUCCAGCUGCAUGAUCGCUCGUGGAGCACUGAUCAAGCCUUGGAUAUUUACUGAAAUCAAAGAGCAACGGCACUGGGACAUUACCUCCGGAGAAAGACUUAACAUCUUGAAGGACUUCGUACGUUUCGGUCUUCAACACUGGGGAUCCGACACAAAAGGAGUUGAGACAACAAGGCAUUUCUUGCUGGAGUGGCUAAGCUACACGUUUAGGUACAUACCUGUGGGUUUGCUCGAUGUGAUCCCGCAGCAAAUCAACUGGCGUCCGCCUUCCUACUUUGGUCGUGAUGAUCUCGAGACACUCAUGAUGUCUGAAUCUGCGGGUGACUGGGUGCGGAUAUCGGAAUUGCUGCUUGGAAAGGUCCCCGAAGGUUUCACGUUUGCCCCCAAGCACAAAUCCAACGCUUAUGACCGAGCCGAAAAUGGCUGAUUUUAACCACAUCGUUUCUCAGAUCAAAAACAUGUCGUCAUUACGCAUUACGCUGUUUCUUUUAUCUUACCCAUUAUUUAGUCCAAUUUUUAAACCUCUUACUUUUUGGUCCAAGUGUGUCAAUUAUGGUUACAUACAUGUUACUUGUUAUUCAUGUUCUAGAGUUUGCGAUUCACAGCUAAUGAGAAAGCAAGUACCAAAAGUAACUAACAAAAAUAUGAACUACUCGCA
Molecule: messenger RNA, 2384 nt
Organism: Thlaspi arvense
Lineage: Eukaryota; Viridiplantae; Streptophyta; Magnoliopsida; Brassicales; Brassicaceae
Source: the annotation of a GenBank genome assembly